AUGAAUUAUUGGACAUCUGAAGCAGAGGGACAUCAGAGAACUCUAGUCCUCACUCUGUACUGUCACACAGCAGACGGCCGUCCAAAUGAGACCCUCCAGGCCAGAAAACUGGACACACCGAGCCAAAAGACUCUGCACAGAGAGCUGCUGCUCCGCCAUAAACGGGGACUCCUGCUGGAGGAGAAACCUGAGUUGAAGCGAGUGUUGGAGCAGCGCAGGCUGGAGUUACACAAAGAAAAUGAUCUGGCACAACGCCGGCCUUCAGAUCUGGAGAUGGAGCUGUGCAAGAGGCAACAGAAGCUGCAACAGUAUGAGCAGGAGGAGAUCAGGCAGCGAGAGAACCUGCAGAAGAUUCCAGAGUUCGUCCGUGUCAAGGACAAUCUGAGGCGUACGCAGACAUUUGAGCAGUGAGCUCCAAAGGCUUUUUCAUAUUAUAAUACAUUUUGGUGAAUUUCUUUCCAA
Cynoglossus semilaevis (tongue sole) is the source of this 462-nucleotide messenger RNA. RefSeq names its product protein FAM107B. The transcript has 4 exons. The coding region runs from base 1 to 411 and encodes 136 amino acids. The record is from RefSeq and is a predicted model, not a curated record. NCBI's taxonomy places the organism in Eukaryota, Metazoa, Chordata, Actinopteri, Pleuronectiformes, Cynoglossidae.